Closterium sp. NIES-67 is the source of this 911-nucleotide messenger RNA. The record is from the annotation of a GenBank genome assembly. Lineage: Eukaryota; Viridiplantae; Streptophyta; Zygnematophyceae; Desmidiales; Closteriaceae.
ACAAAGGUCAAAGUUGAGGUUCCUAUAGGGAGGGAAUCUUUGUGCUUAUGGGGUUUCCUUGGUUGGGGACUCUCUUGGGACCUUCCCUCUCGUCCCUCUCUUUCUAUCCCAACCUUUCUCUUGCUCCUCAAAUUCCUUGUGAGAUUCUUGAACUUUGAUUGAACUUUUGAGAUUGAAUGAGGUGCAGCAGCCUUCAAGACAGGUGGAGGUUGCAGUGUCAGAGGAGGAGAUGUCUGGGGUGACUGAGGAAGGGGGAGCAGCUGAAGUAGAGCAGCAGCAGCAGCAGCAGCAGCAUGAGUCUCCACCUCGAGUUCCACACCCGCCUGAGCGUCCUAGGAGGGAUGUGCGCCCUCCUGUGAGGCUGACCUAUGGGGGAAGAGGCAAGCCGAAUGUGGUGCAGGCUGGGAGUGUGGUUGAGCAGAUUGAGGAAGAUGAGAUCGCUCACUGCUACUGGGCACCAAUCCCUGAGUACAUGGCCUUACACCAUGGGGCCAAGGAAGUAGUGUGGCUAAGGCGUUUGUUGGAGGAGUUGGGAGUUGGUCAGGAGAAGCCGACAGUUGUGUUUUGUGACAAUGAGUCCGCUGUGAAGCUCGCCAAGAAUGCUUGUCUGCAUGGGCUGACAAAACACAUAAGGCCUAAGUGGCAUUGGGUGAGGAGAAUCCUUGAUAAGGAGGUGCGGCUGGAGAUAGUGAAGACCCAUCAGCAGGCAGCAGAUAUUUUCACUAAGCGUCUGGCGGAAGCGGAUCAUUGGAAGGGCAUGAAGCUUGCUGGGAUGAGUGUGCAUUGAGUAUGCAUGCUUGAGAUGUGGUAUGGUCGAUGAUGGUUGGCAGCCAGAGGGGGAGAUUGUUGUGUGAUGUCAUCAUAUGCUAUCACAUUCUGUCUGCCUCCCAUCCCAUGUUUUCAACUUGCAU